Molecule: messenger RNA, 5013 nt
Organism: Ictalurus punctatus (channel catfish)
Lineage: Eukaryota; Metazoa; Chordata; Actinopteri; Siluriformes; Ictaluridae
Gene: c1galt1lb
Product: core 1 synthase, glycoprotein-N-acetylgalactosamine 3-beta-galactosyltransferase 1, like b
Exons: 5
Coding region: 327-1502 (391 amino acids)
Cellular component (GO): membrane
Molecular function (GO): N-acetylgalactosaminide beta-1,3-galactosyltransferase activity
Source: RefSeq, a predicted model, not a curated record
CGCGAGCGAGCUGUGUUGUAAACAGAGUCCCGAAGUUUCUUUUUAUGUUUUUUAUCUAUUUUUUUUUUUUUUUAAGAAAUAUUUUAUUUUUAUUUUUAUUUUUACAUUUAAUUUACGAUGAAAAAGCGUCACCAUGGAGAUUUUUUAUUUAAUUAUUUAUUUUUCCUCCGCACCCUUUAUAUCCCGAAACUAGCCGCUUGUUCUAACUAGCCAAAGCUAAAUAGUGCUAACGUCCAGCUCGCGAGCUCGUAGCGUCAGACACAGCGGAGCAGGCUGCAGGUCUGAGGAGCUUCUUAUCUCCUGGUUCUGGAGCCUGUUUGAGAUGGAUGUGGACGUCACGCGCAUCAUCUCAGACCUUCACUGAACACCAGCAGAGUGAGCGUGUGGUUAAGAUGGUGAAAAUGUUCCCGGUGAAAGGGCUCUGCUCUCGCUCCUCGUUCUUCGUGGGGUUCCUGGUGGGCACGUGUUCUCUCUACAUGAUCCUGCAACAGGCCUGGUUCUUGCAGAACGCCAACCUGCGACAUGAAGACGUGGAGGUGAGGAGACUGGUGGAGGAGCAGAAGAACUGGAGGAAGGAGAAGUCGGCGCUGUUUAAUCUCAACCACCCGCACCACAUCGGUGAGGACAGUGGCCUGGCAGAUGCCCUGUACAAGCGUGUACGUAUUCUGUGUUGGGUGAUGACGGGUCCCAGCAAUCUGGAGAAGAAAGCUCGUCACGUGAAGGCCACAUGGAGUCGGCACUGUAACAUCGUGUUGUUCAUGAGCUCGGUGGAAGACCCGGACUUCCCCACCGUCGGACUCAACACCAAGGAGGGCCGCGACCAGCUGUACUGGAAGACCAUCAACGCCUUCCACUACGUGCAGGAGAAGCACGCCGACGACGCUGACUGGUUCCUCAAAGCUGACGACGACACGUACGUGGUGGUGGACAACCUGCGCUGGGUUCUGGCCAACCACUCGUCGGACGAGCCCGUGUACUUCGGGCGCCGCUUCAAGCCCUACAUCAAGCAGGGCUACAUGAGCGGCGGCGCCGGGUACGUGCUGAGCCGCGAGGCGCUCAGGAGGUUCGUGGAGGGCUUUCGCACCAAAUCAUGUAGUCAUUCGUCCUCGGUGGAGGACCUCGCCCUGGGAAAGUGCAUGGAGAAAAUGGGCGUGAUUGCCGGAGAUUCCCGGGACACGGUCCAGAGAGAGACGUUCCAUCCGUUUGUUCCGGAUCAGCACCUCACUAACAAAUUCCCCAAGAGCUUCUGGUACUGGAACUACUGCUACUACCCCAUUGUCGAGGGUCCUCAGUGUUGCUCAGACCUGGCCGUGUCGUUCCACUACGUGAACGCACAGAUGAUGUACCUGUUGGAAUAUUACACCUACCACCUGCGUGCCUUCGGGUAUCAGUACCGCUACCAGCCCCCUGAGCUGAACCCCAUCCCGCUGUCGCAGCAGAAAGAAGACACGGAGUUAGCGGAAGCAGAACAACACCCCGAACCUGAACGCAACAACAUCUAAAACAUUAUUUUUGUCCAUUUUUCUGCAAUCCUGGAGUUAUUUGAUUUUAUUUUAUUAAUGCAGAGGGCGGGACACAUGGUAUUUUCUGGUGGCUCUUUAUUCAUGUGUGUGAAUCUUGUAUUACAUUUUGAGUCACAUAUGUGUGUGUGUGUGUGUGUGUGUGUGAGAGUUACUUUUGAUGGUAUGUACAAAUUCUAUAAAAAGUGUUUACUUGAGUGAUGACAGCUUAAAUAUGUAUAGUGCCUCAACAGGUGUGUGUGUGUGUGUGUGUGUGUGUGUGUGUGUGUGUGUGUGAGUGAAAGAGAGAGAGAAAGAAAGAAAGACUCAGGUAUGUCUAGGCUCAUCCCCAAUGCCUUCUAAAAAUUCUAGACCAAAUGAACCCCCCGCCCCAUUAUGUAUUUUUGUUUUCCAUCCACCUAAAACAAGUUUUGUCGAACAGGUCAUGUAGGCGGAGCUACAGGUUGUGAUGUCACAAAAUGAUAGAAAAUGCUAAUUAUUGACAGAUCACUUGUAGGCUCGGAGCCUGACUCUUUAAAUUAGGAUCGGAGUUUUGAUUGGCGUAUUUGUGCAUCUCCACGUUUUUUUGGUUUCUCUGAUAGUUUCUUGUGCGUUGAAUGUUAUGUGAUUUUGUACACGGUUAUUUUAUGCCACUUGAACGGAUUAUUUUGUUACGUGAAUAUUUGAUAUAACCGGUGUAAUGUACGUAAGCGUAAAAUGUACGAAUUGUACCAGAUUCUCUUAAUGUAAUAGCAGACGAUGAUCCGUGAGGCGGACAGUGUCGUUAUAAUCUCUAUAAUCUCUAUGGUGGUGUAAACAAAUAUUGGAUGAGAACUUGGUGGAAGAGGUGGAGGUGGACCUGCUGAACCUGUCCUCCUGCUCCACUUUGUGGUUUUAUCUCUUUUGUACCGUGAACAUCAAUGUGUGUGUCUCAUCAAACACACUUCAUGAGGAUGAAAGGUGCACUUUGAUGCUAAUCUCUCUCCCCUGGAUGUGUAGCAUGGGAUAAAAGGAUGGAUUUGGAGAGAAGAGAAAACGAAUACAUUUUAUUUGUUUUGAGAGACGUAUUAAAGAUUGAAUAAUUUGCAGAAUAGGACUAGUUGGAGAGUGAUGUGAAUCCCUUGCUGACAGCCAUGCCCCGUUCUCAGCCACGCCCCAAUGCACUUGUUUAUGCCUGUUUCCUGUAUACACGCAGGAUUUUUUAUAUAUAUAUAUAUAUAUAUAUAUAUAUAUAUAUAUAUAUAUAUAUAUAUAUAUAUAUAUAUAUAUAUAUAUAUAUAUAUAUAUAUAUAAAAUGUAUGUAUAUAAAAUAUCUUAAUAAUAAUCUUCAUUGCAAAGCCUGAUCUUUUGGUACGUGGUGAAACGUUUAAAUGACGUGUUUUCUUCCGAAAACCAUUCAUAUGGAUGUUUUCAUUUUUAAUCUUUAACCUCCCAGCACUGGAGUAAUACAGUAAACUUCAUCUCCCUCCACUGGCUUCCUGUAACCGCCCGCAUUAAAUUUAAGGCUUUGAUGCUCAUGUAAAAGACCUUGUCUGGAACAGCGCCCCCUACCUCAACUGUCUCCUGAAGGCUUACGUUCCUCAAUGCUUCUCUUUCAUCUUGUCGGAUCUGAUGCGUAUAUACACAAGAAUUCUUGUUGGCAAGAAUGGAAUGCUAGUUCUGCCACCCACUGAUAAAUGUUACUAUGGCAACCAUCAGCAGGAACGCGUCCUGGCAAUAUCAUAGUAGAGCGAGUGGCGACUCGCGGUGAUAAAAUGGCUGUGUGUGUGGACGCAGCCUGAACGUUUCAUGAUUAUGUUCUGUGAAAAUAACUAACGUCUGCCCGCAAGUCCUCCGUUUUAACUGAGUUUGUCAUGGACGUGCUUCCUGCUCUUUUCCAAACUGCCUCCGUUUUAUAUUCGCACGCAGCGGAGAGAGAUUAGUGCACUCGUUUGAAAGAAAUAAACACCACAGUGCACCUUUUAACGUCAGUUUCUCACGAGAAAGCACUUUUAAAAUAAACAAAAAUCCACGCCGGAGAUGUUAAAAAGUGAUUAGUACAUGGGCUUUGGCUCCAAUUAACCCUGAAGUGUUUCAUUUUAUCGGUAUGGAGACCAAAUUGGUGUUACUGAUGUCUGAUGAUGAUUACGAUCAGUACACAGUGUUCUUGUUUGUUUUUUUGGUCUUUCUGAAGGUUAUUAGGUUUAUUUCUGAGUUUUCUGUAACAUUAGCAUAAUCAUUGUUUGUUUGAUUUUAGAACAAUGCUGAGCUGAAAUGUCUCGAGUGUAAAAUCAAACUGGAUUAACUUUAAUAUUUUUGAUUUUCUGAUUGUUUUGUCUACGGGAGCAAAUUUGGGAAGAGUGAUGUUAAGAUUUCUUCGCUCUGUGUUAAUAUAUUAAUAUUUUCAUAUCUAAAAGUGUGUGUGAGAGAGAGAAGGAAAAUUGAGCAGCAUAUUUACAGGAGUCUUUAUUUAUAGAUUCAGAAAUGAACAGAAUCACAGAUAUGAAGACACAUAUAUUUAAUAAAUGAUUAUUUUACUGUAAACUGUCGAGUUUUUCCCCCCUUUAAAAAAAAAAGUUAUUUAUAAAAUGAUAAAAAUCUGAAUAAGGUAGAGAAGCGCCGUUCUCACAUUCUAGGGCUUCACUGAAUUUUAACAGGUGGGUCGCCAAUACUUCUGCAAACAGGGAGUUUUGCACUCCCUAAGAAGUUUCUUAUAUUUUGAGGAUGGAAAAAACCCCCAAUGUUUAUCGAUCGCGUAUUUAACCAGUCGUUUAACAGUAACUUUGUUUAUAACUCCCCUUCCUUAAUAAGUAUUGGCACCCUUCAUUUAAAAUUGUCCGUAUCCAUAUGUGUGGAUGCUGUAUCAUUUUGUUUUAAAAUUUUUAACAUCAGAAUAAAGUUUUCUUCUUAGAGAGUCCAAUUUUUUCCCAAUAGAGUUUGCUGAGUGCAAAACUAUUGGCACUCCACCCAUUCAAGCGUUGGUGACCAUAGCUGUCGAGCAAGAUUGGAGAGGAUCUUGGAACGCUCUCCAGGCAUCCACUUUAAGUUUAGUUAUACUCUCAGGUUUGUUCUUGGUGACCGUCAUUUUUAAAUCCCGCCACAGGUUUUCCACAGGAUUUGAACCCGGAGACUGAGUUCGCACAAUUGUGUUCUACAACCUUUUCUGUUUUGAUUGAAGUGUUCCUUGGAUCAUCGACUUGUUGAAAGAACCAUCUAUGGUCAAGUCUUAACCUACUUGCAGAGGCAACCCUGUUUUGGGGUCUGGGACUUGACGGAUCAUAGACCCAAUCCGUGGCUAAUUUUAAACUGUUCUAUAUUUAUAACGUUUUCUUUUUAUUAUGUCUAUUACCGCGUUUAUUGUGCAGACCAAUAACUCUCUGUAAUUUAUAUUGAAACCUGUAGCUUUGUUUGUUUUUUUCUUCAUGCUGAUGGAUGACUGAGUUAAUUUUUGUUAUACUUCUCUAUUAGCAGGAAAUGAGUGAGUGUGGACUCAGACCAAUUUAAAUAUAACAACUACUAUGUGUUUUUUCAAAGA